GUUGUCAAUAAAGUUUACAUUUGAAUUGCCUACCUCUGCAACAACAAUGGCGGCGGGUCAAAUUGGCCACGGUGUUCCUCCUUCACUGUCUGCCAAAGUGACUGGGUCGUUUGCUUAUUUGACUAUAAGAGACAGAAUGCCAACCAUUUUGACUAAAGCUAUAGACACAAUACAUCGUAACAAAAACAAGUUUUUUGAGGAAUAUGGAGAGGAGGGGAUCAGUGCAGAGAAACAAGCAAUAUCUCUACUGUCUAAGCUGAGGAAUGAGGUACAAACCGAUAAGCCACUACUGGAAUUGAUGGACGGCUUGUCAGACACAGAGUCCUGGAACCAGUACAUGCAGAGACAGCAGAGCCAGCUGGGUGACCAGGAGCUUGUUAGCUGGUUCAAGUCACCCUGGUUGUAUGUGGAGUGCUACAUGUACAGGAGGAUACAAGAGGCAAUCUGGCUUAAUCCUCCAAUAAACAACUUUGACGUCUUUAACGAGGGAAAGACCCAAAGUUUUUUUGAGUCUCAGCAGGCUGUGAUGGCUUUGUGUACUUACCUGGGAGACAUUCAGAAGAGCAUGGAGAAGCUGUCAGAGAACCAGAUGUCUGAAUAUUUCAACAAACUGCUCCAGGUUUCUCUUUGGGGGAACAAAUGUGAUCUUUCCAUCUCUGCUGGUCAAGAGAACUCCCAGAAGGCUAGUCCAAUAGAUUCCCUCAACAGCUUACAGUCUUUCAUCUUGGUGAAUGAUUCCAACAUGGUGUGGUUGACUCUUAAUUCGUCAAGAAGGCUGCAGGGGUCAAGGAAAAAAACUGCAGACAGAGUUGACAUUGUGCUUGACAAUGCUGGCUUUGAGCUGGUCACUGACUUAGUCUUAGCAGAUUUUCUGGUGUCUUCAGGCCUCGCGCGUCACAUUCAUUUUCACGGCAAAUGCUUCCCGUGGUUUGUCUCUGAUGUCACGGCUAACGACUUUCAGUGGACCAUCCGCCAGACUAUGGCAGCCAAUCAUAAGUGGAUGAGUAAGAGUGGCUACCAGUGGCAGAGCUAUCUCAGUGAGGGUAUUUGGAGCUAUCACGACCAUCCUUUCUGGACUCAGCCCCACGAGUUCUGCGACAUGGCAGCUGAUGCACCCGACCUGUACGCAACCCUGCAGGAAGCAGACCUGAUGCUGUUUAAAGGCGAUCUCAACUACAGGAAGCUGACUGGGGACAGGGACUGGGGCCACACGGUGGAUUUCUGUACUGCACUGAGAGGUUUUGAGCCUGCACCACUAUGCAGUUUGAGAACCCUCAAAGCCAAUGUGCAGGUCGGUCUGCAGCCGGGACAAGGGGAGAAGCUGAGCACCCAAGACCCAUCAUGGAUGACCAAUGGGAAGUACGCUGUUAUUCAAUUCCAUGGCCCCAAGUUGGAGUAGUAAGCCUGACCUCAGGAUUAGCCUGGGAGGACUGGACUUUAUCAGAUUUUACUGUAAGAGAGCAUCAAAAUUAGGUGCUGCCAUUAAGCCAUAACAAAACAAAGUUAUCAAAGUUUCUUUUUAAGAACUUCAAACUUGUUCACAGAAUGCACAAAAACAGACUGAAUAUAUAUCAAUGCCAUCUAAUAUUUAAAAUGUCAUAAUUUUUAAGCAAAUUACUUAUAAGUUGAACUACAUCUGCCAAUGGUUGUACAUUUGUCUACAUUGCUAAUAUCUCACGUUUGGUUUACAUUGCAGAUAACUUGUGUAUCAAACACUUCGAAUUAAGUCAGAAUGUUUACAGUUUAUGCAGAAUAGAAUAGAAAAGCUAAAAGUAUAUUUUGGGUUUGUUAAAUCUAACCUAAAGCUGCAACAUUGGUGGUAUUAAAAUGGUUAUUUGUGAUUUUUCUUUUUAAUUCAUCACAAAUUGCAAAACAAGAAAAUCAUUUAACUGAUCUAGCACUGUGGAAGGUCAGUUUCUUCAGUUGAAUAAAUGUUGAUGGUAAUAAAAGUGGGUAAAUAUGGUGAUGUAGGAGUGAUAUGACUUUAAUGUGCUGCUUCUGUUUUGGAGGAAAAAACGAAACCUCUUUACUAAUUAAAUGGGUUCCUGGAACAAAGUGAUUAUUUUCAGGUCUUAUUUAAUAAAUUAAUGCAAGAGAUAUUUUCUCUGUGUUCCUUUACUGAGAACAUAAAUGAAACGUUGAGAUCAUUAAAACUUUUUCCCCCAGAUGUUAAAAUGUUGACUGGAAUAAUGGUGAAUAAAACCAGCAAAAUUUAAUUAGAAUCCUAAUAAGUCUAUGAUUUUUCACUAACUUCUUUCUUUUUAUGUCAUUCAAAUGUAUAGGGCCAUCAAAUAUAACCCGAGUAAUUACAAAUGGCAUUUUUGAAAUUACUUUAUUUAUUAAAGAAAAAAUAAACUCAACAGUCUGGCCCCUUGUGAAAAAGUAAUUACCACCUUAACCUUAUAAAUAUUUGCAAUAACUGGUCAUGAAACUUUUACAAGAGGAAUUUUGGUCCAAUCUUGGUAUUUUUUUUCCCAGCAUAAUUGGCAUGUUACACGCUACAGCAUCUCAAUUGAAUUGAGAUUCAGACUUUUACUAGACCACUCCAAAUCCUUGGAGUCAUUGUCAUGCUGGAUAACUGAAGUGAGCUUAAGCUUACAAAUGGAUAAGACAUUCCCAAUCAGGGCUUUCUGGUAGAGAGCAGAAUUAAUCUAUGAAUUACGACAGCCUUUCCAACUUCUGAACAACAAAUCAACUGCAGGCCAUCAAACUUGUACUGCAGUGUUUGAACAGCAUGUUCUCUUUGGAAAUGCUGAUAAUUUUAACCCUGAUACAACAGAACACUUGAAGAAAGUUCGGCUUUUCCUUUCAGUUUACAGAAUAUUUUUGCCAAAUGUCUUUGAGGUCAUGAAGAUGGGUUUUUUUUAGCUAAUGUGCUGAUGUUGAUAUAGCUUAUUUUGUGACCUCCUGAAUGAUUUGUCAAUGUACUCCUGGAGUAAUUUUGGUAAGUUCUGAAACAUUUUAAGUCAUCACCUGUUCUACUGGUCUGACAUUUGGGUGUGAACAAAAUGAGCUUAAUUUUUUCCCCAAUAUGUUGUGAUCCUUAUUGCAAUAAAGAUAUGUGAUCAGGAUUUAAAAAGUCAUUGUAUUAUUUUAUUGGCAAUUACUGAUGAGUUUCAUCACAGCAUAUAAGAUAUUAAAACACUAUUAUCCAAUAUGUGCCUGUAGUUCACCAUGUUGACUAGUGAAGAUUUAGUGUUAAAUAUAAAGUGCACAUUAAUUGCAUUUUUUCAUAUUUUCAAAUAGUUAUUUACUGAUGCUCUGAUGGAACUAACAGAUAAAAAUAUAACCGCAAACCUGACCAUAAUGUUUGCUAUCAUGGUGGGUUCUUAUAAUAAUGAAAAAUUUCCCGAUAAUGAUUCAGUUAUGGCAAUAGCGGUUGAGCUAUUUGUAGUAAUCUGAGCUGGAUGUAGCUAAGAAAUUUGAAUUCAGUUUUCUAAAAAAUGUGGUUAAUCACGACUUUAAAAGGGGUGCUAUUAAUUUUCCACAUAGGGCCAGGUUAGUUUGGAUAGUCAUCUUUUAAAAAUAUUUUUUCUGUUCACUUUGGUGAUAGAAUAAAAUGUGUUUAAUAAUCUGAAACAUAUCUGCUGCAUUUUUGCAACAAUUACUUGAUCGGGCAAUACUUUCUGACACCACUGUUUGAAUCGAUGCACAUAGAACGUUCACAUUCAAUAUUGAGUGUCACAUCAGUUUGUUGCUCACCUGUUGACCUUUUAUAUGGCUGAGUUCAGGUUGGAGACCAUUUGACAAAACUGCUGGAAGUUGCUACUAAAAUGUGCAUUACAAUUGAUGUUCUUUAAAAGAUAAAUUGUCUGCUUUGUCAGUGAGACCUUAGAUGAAAAUAGGUGCAAUUACUGCAAGAAGUCAUUAUCUUUGCCUUUUAGGUCAUUUACUGUGGCUGUUUUAUUUCCCACCCUUAAUGUUUCCUGGUGUCUUAAUUUUAUUCCAGGGCUAUUGCACAGAAAUAUGUAUAAUCAGAACUGCUAGUUUUCCACUUGACCUGUCAUAAAAAUCGGAAGGGUAAGUCAAGAAAUAUGCUCCUUAAAAAUUGAGAUGAGGGCUCUGUGUCAAACUUUGUCAAUGUGGUGUUCAUCGUUUCCGUAUGAAUUUAAAAAGAGUGAACCUCUCAUUUCUGUUCUUGAACAAUAUAUAUUUGAU
Xiphophorus maculatus (southern platyfish) is the source of this 4158-nucleotide messenger RNA. RefSeq names its product acidic residue methyltransferase 1 (gene dcph1). The record is from RefSeq and is a predicted model, not a curated record. The transcript is spliced from 5 exons. The coding region runs from base 47 to 1399 and encodes 450 amino acids. Gene Ontology annotation, molecular function: phosphatase activity. Gene Ontology annotation, cellular component: cytoplasm; nucleus. Gene Ontology annotation, biological process: DNA damage response. NCBI's taxonomy places the organism in Eukaryota, Metazoa, Chordata, Actinopteri, Cyprinodontiformes, Poeciliidae.